GAUUAUGACAAAUAUUUCUCAAUUAUUAAUCCUCUCAAUUUAUUCAUCUUGAUUGACGAAGUUAAUCUGGGUUUUUAUAAAGUGCAAUCAACAGAACCUAGAAAAUUUUUAAGAAACAAAGUGUAUUUAUUUUUUUUUAUUGUGUGGGUGUUUCAUUUGUCAUAAUGUCAUGUCUUGAAAUAAAGGAUUAGAUCAUAGUUUGAUAUUUAAAAGUAGACUGAAUAUUAUUUUUGGUACACAAUAAAUGAAAAUUAUGUAAUGCCAGUGCAAACAUUACUUACAAUUUAAUAAAGGAACUGUCAAUUUUGAAAACAAUAAUGCCUUUCAGUCAAAAAGUAUUUUUACCGGUACUAAUCGGUUUAUCAUUGUGCGGAGCAAGUGCAUAUUUAGUGUAUUUGUUAACAAAAAAUAAUGAUGAAGAGGACAAUGUACCUAGGUCGUCACCAUAUCGACGAAGUUUUGAGAUGAAAAUACCAAAAGACGUAGUAGCUACAUUAAUUGGACGUGGUGGAUCCAAUAUUAAAGAAAUUCAAGAAAAAUCAGGAUGUCGAAUUAAUUUUAAGGAUGGCGACCUUGAUGAAGAAGAACGCACCUGUGUCAUUCGAGGCACUCCAGAUGAAAUACAUUUAGCUGAAUUAUUAAUAACAGAAUUUUUAGCUAGUAUAGCAUUAAUCGAAGUUGAAGAAAUCUGGGUUCCUAAAACUGCAUGUGGGCGAAUUAUUGGCCGUUGUGGCGAAAAUAUUCAACGUGUAAUGCGAUCAUCAAAUGCUAAAAUCAAUAUUAGUAAAGAACCUGAGGGAUCUGAUGAUUCCCAACAAAAAAUAUCAAUUAAAGGUACUUCUGAACAAAUAUCCGUUGCAAUAUCAAUGAUAGAAACGUUCGUUGCUGAAGACGCUGAAAUUCGUCAGAAUUUAGCACAACGCCAACCUCGUGGACCACCACGAAUAUCACCUGCUCCAAGUCCCACUCCUUUAAGAAAAGAGGCAAGCUCAACUUCAAUAGCUUCGUCAAAAAACGAAAAAUUUGUUGAAAAUGGGUCACAUAUUGAUGGUCAGAUUGAAGUCUAUGUAUCGGCCGUUGAUGAUCCUAGUAAAUUUUGGGUACAAAUUGUUGGACCAAAAGCUACCGAAUUAGAUCAACUUGUUGAUCAGAUGACUGAAUAUUAUAGUAAAGAAGAAAAUGCGUCGUUACAUGAAUUAACAGACAUUUCAAUCGGUGAAAUUGUUGCCGCAAAAUUUGAGUUCGAUAAUAAAUGGUAUCGUGCUGAAAUUAAAAAAAUCAGAUCGGAAAAAGAUAAAUCCGAAUUACUCGAAUUGUAUUUUGUCGAUUAUGGUGAUGUUGCCAUUGCAAGUAAAAACGAAGUUUACGAGUUACGUACUGACUUCUUACGAUUACGAUUCCAAGCGAUCGAAUGCUAUUUAGCUAAUGUUGAACCAAUCAAUCGUGAAUGGAGCGAAGAAGCUGUCGAUUUAUUCGAAGAGUUAACACAAGUUGCUCAAUGGAAAAAGCUAUGGUCGAAAGUUGUAUGUUAUCGUGAUCAUCGUGGAAGGGCUGGUGAUUCUAAAGACCGUCGUCGUCGGGAAGGAUCUCCAAUCCCGGGUAUCCAGUUAUACGAUAACACAAAAGAUGGUGAUUUAAAUGUGGCUGAUGAGUUAGUAAAAGCUGGUUUUGCUAUUUAUGAAAAAGAUUCUGCAUCCUUACAUGGAGGUUCAUCUUUAAGCUCUUUAAAUAAUGACCAUGUUACACCCAAAUCGAAAACUUUCGAUUCUAUGAAGUUAUCAAAUGAUUCAUUGGAUGAGAGCUCAAAUAUUUCCGAUGUUUCCAGUAUUUCUGAAUCAAUUGAUACGAAAAAUGAUACAACCUCAGAUUCAGUUACAACUCCAAACAUUCCAACGAUUAAAUUGUCCGAUGUUGAUAAUAAAAAUGUAACUCCAAGUUCAUCCAACAAUGACGAUAACGAUUUAAUUUUUUCAACUCCGGCAGAAAAUGCGAAUAAUACUUCCACCAUUACCACUUUCUCACAAUACGAUAAUAAUUUUCAACAAAAUGGAAAUACAACUGAAAUUAGUGGUAACGGAACCGGCGAUCAAUUACUAUUUAAUACACCAUCAAGUAUCACCAAACAUACACCAACACCAAAAUCAACAGAUGACUUCUUAAACAAUGAGCGUUUAACUCAUGGCGGAAGUGGUGAUAGUAAUAUGGCUUCCUCUACACCAUUAACUAUUAAAACAAAUUCAUUAUUACGUAAAAUUGAAUAAAAAACAAACAUAUUUUUUUAAAAAUAUUUUCAAUUGUCUUUUUAAAAAUGUAGUUAGGUAUUAUUAAAAUGUUAUGAGAGUUGCCACCAUGCAUGAAUUCUCGAAUUACGUUCGAAUGCGAGAUUU
This is a messenger RNA of Chrysoperla carnea, 2387 nucleotides long. RefSeq names its product tudor and KH domain-containing protein homolog (gene papi). The record is from RefSeq and is a predicted model, not a curated record. The transcript has 3 exons. Bases 318 to 2261 code for a protein of 647 amino acids. Lineage: Eukaryota; Metazoa; Arthropoda; Insecta; Neuroptera; Chrysopidae. Gene Ontology annotation, molecular function: RNA binding. Gene Ontology annotation, biological process: spermatogenesis.